Molecule: messenger RNA, 777 nt
Organism: Soboliphyme baturini
Lineage: Eukaryota; Metazoa; Nematoda; Enoplea; Dioctophymatida; Soboliphymatidae
Source: the annotation of a GenBank genome assembly
AUGGCGGUCUUCAAGCUGGCGGUUACAGUGGAGGAAGCGAAUGAUCUGCCGGCGAUGGACAUUGGUGGAACGUCAGAUCCUUACGUAAAACUGUACCUACUUCCGGAUAAAAAGAAGAAGUUUCAGACGAGCAUACAUUAUAAAACCUUGAACCCGGUUUUCAGCGAAACCUUCAUUCUCAAAGUUCCUUACAACGAACUGGCCAGCAGGACUGUGAUGUUUACGGUUUACGAUUUCGACCGUUUCGGCAAACACGACCAAAUCGGGGAACUGCAGGUACCCCUGAAUUCGGUUGACCUUGGCGAAUUGUUCAGAACCACCCGUUCGAUCCAACCGCCACCCGAAAAUCACUUGGGUGAGGUGUGCGUAGCGCUGCGCUACGUGCCAACGAUGAACAAAUUGCGCGUCGUCAUCAUGGAGGCAAAGAACCUGAAAAAAAUGGACGUCAUCGGUCUGUCUGAUCCGUAUGUGAAAAUAUACUUGAUGAUGGGAAACAAGAGAUUAGAGAAGAAAAAAACCAGCAUCAAAAUGCGAAACCUGAAUCCGUAUUACAACGAGUCGUUUUCGUUCGAAGUGACGCCAGAGAAACUACAACGUGUCUACUUGGUGAUCACUGUGAUGGACUUCGAUCGUGUAGGCUCAAACGAUGCCAUUGGACGCGUGAUCAUCGGACCGAACGCCACAGGACCCGCCCAACAGCACUGGAAUGAUAUGGUGGCUUCGGCGCGGCGGUCCAUCGCCCAGUGGCACGUGUUGCAGUCGCUAAAGAAUGACUGA